AUGGAUGGGUCCUACUCAUUUCCCGAGACCCGCCAGCCACGCAUAAAGCACCGUGAUCAUUGGCCAGAAGCAGCCCUCUUUAUGGGGCUAGCCGACGCUAGCCCUGUUCCUGAAAGUGAGCAUGCCGCCCUUGUUAGUGUCGUCAAGCCAACCAGGGCGCUGGACGUCUUCUGGCUCCUGACCCGUCAACCAGUCACAAGACACCGCAACGUCCGUUUUGGCCCAAAGAGAAUGGCUUGCCUCUUAAAAUUCUCAAAAUCGAAUCACUCGCCUCCACUCGUCGGCGCCAAAAGCUUGGCCACAGAGCCAAGCCUAUUUAGCUCUUUGGCCCUCUUGCCAGCUCAUGCAUGCGCUCCACUUGACGAGAACGCGUUACCCGAUACAUCUGUCGUUCCAAAACCUGGUGUUUGCCCCUCACCGACCCUCGUUAUCUUCAAGGCCAUUCUUUCGCUCUGUCGAUACCCACCCAGUCUCGCUUUGCCGCCUUUUCCCUCAACCGAAUGCGUUGUCACAAAUCUAGAACACGCCCCCACUACGAGUCAUCUCGAAACUCGGUGCGGUGAGGAAAAGUGCGCAAUAGUCUUUAAAGAAGAAGAAAAAACUAAGCAGAAAGGUAAACAUGGAAGUGGCGCUGGCGAUGAUACAUCAUCGUCAAACACGACCCAGCCACCUGGUGCUGCGACCUCAGCCGGUAAUGAAGUGCCGAAGAACCCCUCCAGAACCAGCAUGGAGAAUUUGAGAACAAGCCUCCCCAAAGAAUCCUAUCGGUCCAGUAGCUACACGAGUAUGGCAUAA
Messenger RNA from Cordyceps militaris CM01, 795 nucleotides. RefSeq lists its product as uncharacterized. The record is from RefSeq and is a predicted model, not a curated record. Bases 1 to 795 code for a protein of 264 amino acids. NCBI's taxonomy places the organism in Eukaryota, Fungi, Ascomycota, Sordariomycetes, Hypocreales, Cordycipitaceae. The transcript has 4 exons.